AUAAGAAUUAGUCAAACAGAAAUAGUGGUUACAUAAAUGUUGCAAUGUGUAUUUCUUUUUGUGGAAUCCAGUGUCUUAAUUCACACCGAAAAGAACCCAGAAAAACGCUACAGUAUUUUCUCACGGACAUAGAUCAAACCAACUCGGUUGCCCAUAGCAACAGUGUUGCGCCGUUGACUUUCUUGACCUGAUUUUUGAAAUUGAACGGCGGGCAAUUUGGGCUCUAUAUAAUCUUUGAAUAAUAUUUAAAAUGGCCUCUGCUAGAUGUAUGCCUUUCAGGCCACACGAUUUCAUGUACGAUCCGAUUUUUACUGUUUCUGGACCCGCAGAUCACUACAAAGCUGCUAUAGCUGCAAAAAUGUCUACAGCGAAAUUCCAAAUAUGUCCGAUAUUCCCGAACAUGUUCUCGGACCUGCCCUCACGACCCAGAGUCCAAUACGUCCGGAGGCGGCCCACGUUGAAAGCGCCGCCCCCGUUCAAACGACGUUUGCCGUCGGAACCGACCGAUCCUCGACUUCAGAGACAGCCUGACGUCCUAGGGAAAGAUAGGCUCAAGUUUUUCUGCCCUAUCAUCAAUUUUCCCACCAAGGAAGCACUGCCGUAUGUGGCCUUCCAAACGUACAAAAUCGAAAGAAUACCGAAAAAAAAAAAUCAAAAAAGCAGCUACAGCGAAGACGCUGACGUUUGACGUAGGAACGGAAACAGAUUACAGAGAAUCUGGUGCCCAAACGGAUCCCUGGGAACCACCUUAUGUGGUUGUCGGCGACGGCGACCCCGAAGUGCUCAAAUUGGAGUUUCUCAAAUGGGGUAGCGGGUUACCAGCAGGUGUUCGAGAAGUUCAACUGAUAGAACGGGCUCGGAUGAAAGCAGCCUGGGAAAAAGUGAUACAACCCAAUGUAAACGAUGAAAAUUCACUGGUACAAUUCAGAGACUAUUUGGAAGCUCUUGAAAGAGACGAAUGGGCGUUCAGAGAACAGGAAAUCGCAGAAGUACAAGAGCUACGACUACAACUACUAGAAAAUAUGCUGGACGAAAUCCAUGAAAAAUCUCAUACAAGAACGGAAAUGAAGAUGAAUAGUUUUAUAGAAAGACAAAACGCGCUGAAAGAAGAAAAAUUGAGCAAAAUUAGAAAGCAAGCCGCUAGAGGUAAUAAUUAUUAUAUAGGGUGUUUCAGUUUAUUGUUGCAUAACUUUAAGAUUCGAUAGAACUUUUAAAAUUAAUGCAUAAAGUAUAUAUAAACAUGGGUCGAAAAAUGCGUGGCUUCCGAAA
Messenger RNA from Acanthoscelides obtectus, 1269 nucleotides. The record is from the annotation of a GenBank genome assembly. NCBI's taxonomy places the organism in Eukaryota, Metazoa, Arthropoda, Insecta, Coleoptera, Chrysomelidae.